Choloepus didactylus (southern two-toed sloth) is the source of this 5917-nucleotide messenger RNA. RefSeq names its product suppressor of cytokine signaling 6 (gene SOCS6). The transcript is spliced from 2 exons. Gene Ontology annotation, biological process: protein ubiquitination; phosphatidylinositol phosphate biosynthetic process; intracellular signal transduction. NCBI's taxonomy places the organism in Eukaryota, Metazoa, Chordata, Mammalia, Pilosa, Megalonychidae. Gene Ontology annotation, cellular component: phosphatidylinositol 3-kinase complex. The record is from RefSeq and is a predicted model, not a curated record. Gene Ontology annotation, molecular function: 1-phosphatidylinositol-3-kinase regulator activity. The coding region runs from base 220 to 1827 and encodes 535 amino acids.
AGGAAGGAGGCGGGAGGAGGAGUUGCCCGAGAGGAGGGACGAGCGCGGCAGUCGCGCCGGCGCUGGGCGAGGAAGCGGAGCUGCCGCCGCCGGAAAAUGGCUCCAAAGGUUAAAGGAAGCUGGAAAAAUACAUAGAUGCAGCAUUGCAGCCUCUCCAGAUGUUUGGGGGAUAAAUACUCUGCAGACAAAUUGAUCCCCUGGAUUAGGUAACCAGUCAUAAUGAAGAAAAUUAGUCUUAAAACCUUCCGUAAGUCUUUUAACUUGAAUAAAAGUAAAGAUGAAACUGAUUUCAUGGUAGUUCAGCAACCAGCGCUAGCCAGUGAUUUUGGAAAAGAUGACUCCUUAUUCGGUAGCUGCUACGGUAAAGAUAUGGCCAGCUGUGAGAUCAACAGUGAAGAUGAACGCGGUGGGAAAAACAGAUCCAAGAGUGAGAGCCUCAUGGGCACGUUGAAAAGGCGGCUUUCUGCGAAACAGAAGCCGAAGGGCAAGGGCAGCGCGCCCGCCGGGAGCCCCGCGGACGAGGACGCUUUCUCCUCAUCGUCGGCGCCCAUCGUCUUCAAGGACGUGAGGGCGCAGCGGCCCAUGCGCUCCACCUCGCUCCGCAGCCACCACUACAGCCCCACGCCGUGGCCCCUGCGGCCCACCACCUCCGAGGAGACGUGCAUCAAGAUGGAGGUGAGGGUCAAGGCGCUGGUGCACUCGUCCAGCCCGAGCCCCGCGCUGAACGGCGUGCGGAAGGACUUCCACGAGCUCCAGGCCGACGCCGUGUGCCAGGAGCAGAGCGCGGCCCUCAAGAGCUCGGACUCUCCGAACCGAGACCUGCGGCUCCAUCUGGACGAACAUGUGCCUGUCGUUAUCGGACUUAUGCCUCAGGACUACAUUCAGUAUACUGUGCCUUUAGAUGAGGGAAUGUACCCUUUGGAAGGGUCACGGAGCUACUGUCUGGACAGUUCUUCUCCCAUGGAAGUUUCUGCCGUUCCUUCCCAGGUGGGAGGGAGCUCUUUCCCUGACGACGAGGGUCAGGUGGGCCAGGACUUAGUCACCGCCCCAGACAUCUUUGUGGACCAGCCCGUGAGUGGCUUGCUGAUCGGCACCACCGGCGUCGUGUUGCAGAGCCCCAGAGCGAGUCACGACGACGUCCCUCCACUCUCACCAUUGCUACCUCCAAUGCAGAAUAAUCAAAUCCAAAGGAACUUCAGUGGGCUCACUGGCACGGAGGCCCACGUGGCUGAAAGCAUGCGGUGUCAUUUGAAUUUUGAUCCUAACUCUGCUCCUGGUGUUGCAAGAGUUUAUGACUCUGUGCAAAGUAGUGGUCCUAUGGUUGUGACAAGCCUUACAGAGGAGCUGAAAAAACUUGCAAAACAAGGGUGGUACUGGGGGCCCAUCACACGCUGGGAGGCAGAAGGGAAGCUAGCAAACGUUCCAGAUGGUUCUUUUCUUGUUCGGGAUAGUUCUGAUGACCGUUAUCUUUUAAGCUUGAGCUUUCGCUCCCAUGGCAAAACACUUCACACUAGAAUAGAACACUCAAAUGGUAGGUUUAGCUUUUAUGAACAACCGGAUGUGGAAGGACAUACGUCUAUAGUUGAUCUAAUUGAACAUUCAAUCAGGGACUCUGAGAAUGGAGCUUUUUGUUAUUCGAGGUCUCGGUUGCCUGGAUCUGCCACUUACCCUGUCAGACUGACCAGCCCGGUUUCACGGUUCAUGCAGGUGCGCUCCUUGCAGUACCUGUGUCGUUUUGUUAUACGUCAGUAUACCAGAAUAGACCUAAUUCAGAAACUGCCUUUGCCAAACAAAAUGAAGGAUUAUUUACAGGAGAAGCACUACUGAAAGAUUAUGAGAACCCUGCAUCUUGCACUUUGGGAACAAGUAAAAGAGAUUGAAAUAUAGUUUACAGACUUUCAUUGCUAUCGAAAUCUUUUGCUGCCAUAACUAUUUCAGUUUUAUGUGUAAAGAGUAAUCAGUUUGUUUGGGGGUGGGGAAGUGUCAGCAAGUUGUCUUGGGUUUAUUUUAGUUCUUUAAAAAGGGAUGUCUUGAGGUUUCAGAAGUGUGAAUUAUUUUUCAUUAAUGUGCAAAAUAAUCACAAUGUGAAUGAUCAGAUUCUCCCUUAACACCCCUCCCCCCCACCAAGUCCUUUGCUGCUAUCCACUGUGAUUUUUAUGCAUUAAAAGCACAUUUCAUGUGUAUUCAACCCUAAGUAAGUUUAAUGAAACUUAACGGAAUAAAAAUUAUGUCUCUCUUUAAAUGGCCCAUUUUAAAAAGUAGUGUUGAAGAAACCUGCGUGAUAAAACACAGAACUUACAUAUACACUGAAAGUGAUUUUUUUUUUUUACUCUCAUUCUUUAGAAAGGUUUAUUUAGAAUGAGGGAUUCACAUAAUUUUGGGCAAUGAGAAGCAGAUCUGCAACAUAAUUUUACAACACAUCCUUUUCUAAAUUAUUUUUAACGUUCUCAUUUUUUUUGGUUGUGAAAGUUGAAUUUUUCUGUUGCCUUCAUUUUUCAACUUGUGAUUUGUCUGUUUUUUUAAAAAAUGGCCUUACAUUAAAAAUCUUAAAGAAAUAUAUACCACCAAUUUAGAAGUUGUUGCCUUUUCUGUCAUUAAACUCUGGUACAAAUUGGCAUAACAUAAAGACCUAUGGAACUAGAACUGUAAUUAAAGAAGUGUUAGAUGAUCAUAGUUUCCUGUGAUACCAGUUUUUGUUAUCUGUACUUUUACUUUUCGUAAAAUGUUUUAUCUGUGAUUUCUUUAGCUUAGUCAAAAUUUUCUUGGGUGAAACUUGAUUGUGCAACUAAUUUUCAUAAAUGAACUGGAUUCUCUUGCAACAUUAAAGUUGAGUUUUUCCCUCAUACUCAUAUAACACGUUUUUAAUGUUUCCUGGUAUAUAAAAUUUGGAAUUGAUUUGGAUAAAAAGAAAAUAUUGUUUUGAAGUUGGAUUUUUCUUUUUCUUUUAUGUAGUUACUAUUAAAAUGUGCUAGACUGGACCCCUCCUAUCCCUCCUCCUCCCCCUGGAAAUGAUUGUAGUUGACGAAGUGUGGAAAUUGUGGAGCAUUAUGGAAGAAAAAUUUUAAAACCAUAUCAGAUAUAUGGAAGUCUUGUUCCCUAUAUAUCUGCCAUUUAAUAAUCAUUUUUUGUUUCUUUUUAAUUUAGCUAAGUCUCAAGUCGUUUGGGAUCAUUGUUAAUCAUUUUUUCCCUUUGAACCAGUCUUCAGGCUGAUGGUGGGGUUAUCACCAAUACUUUUCAGUUAUUUUGAGAUGCAGAGUGUUAUUCAUUGCACAAUACUGCCAUGUAGUAUUUUGGAUUGCCCUUGCAGAAAAAUGAUUCCAGUUAUACAGCUUUAAAGGAAAGUGUUUCCAUCUCAGAUGGGACGUGCACUUGGAGGUGUUUCUUCCUUCUGUUGGUCACUUUUCCUGUCUCUGCCCCCAUUGAAACUCAAGGAUAAACAUCUUAGGUAAAAGCUAGUGGCUUUGUCAUUCAAACAUAUCUAUAUCCUUGUUUGUUUCUCUGUUUGCCUUUUAGGGUCAGAACUGAGAUAUUACCAAGAAAGGCACAUGCCAUAAUUAUCAUGGUGUCCUGGUAUUUUGACUUAAAGGGGAAAAGGUACUUAAUUUUAGUGGACUGUUGAUUGUACCUUGUUAGAAAGACUCCUCUUUCCUUUUGCUGAUGUUUUCACCUAAUAUGAUGGACUAUGGAGAAUACUGUAAUAAUAUAAUUUAAGUGUUCACUAUAAGCUAUUUGGGUUAAGAACUAUUACAGAGUUUUAAACUUGUUAUCAAAUUAAUGCAAGACAUUUAAACUAUUUUUUUUUUUGCAAAACUAUUUAUUUUUAAACAAUUUAAAAUAUAUCUAGGGUGAGUUAAAAGUCCCUGUGCAUCUAUAUUAGAUGGCAGGAAUUGUCAGAGAGUCACUGUGUAUUAAUAAUAAAUGUUGAGAUGGCUUCUCUAUGUUUCUAGAAGCAUUUACAUGUUCUCUUUGUGAAAUCGUGGUGCACAGAGGCCUUUGGACUGCCCUGAACCCCACUUCAUCAUGUGGACAUAGCCUGCUCCCCCCAUUUUCCUCAUGGUGCCAUGUGUUUAAGAUCUAGCCAGUUAGUGUCAAGUGAAGAUUAUUCUGAUUUUCAUCUAAAUUUAUUUAAAAGUGUAUUUGGUGGUCUUUUUGAUGGGCAAGACUUGAUACUGUUCUAAUUCGGAAAGCAAAUUUUUGAUGUGCUUUUGUAUACCCAUAAUAUAAAAUACUCUAAAACAAUAUGUCCUGCUAUAGUCUAAUUUGGAAUUACUAGGUUCUGAUAGUGUAUUGAUGAAAAUCAAAGUAUUUGCCAAGAAAUUAAAUGCAUAAACAGAAAGGAAAGGGGUAUUGGAAAUAUUUUCUGUUUUAGGAUAGAGAGAUACUCAUUUGGCAUAGGUAGCAUGGCAUAAUAGGAAGGAUUGGUUUUAUAUGAGAGGAAAACAGUUUGGUUAAAAAUGGAAGGGAAAAGAGAGAGAGAAAUAUUCAUCCUGUAAUUUGGCCUAGAUACAAUUUCAUUACGUUUUUGGAUCCUAUUGAAUGGUGGCUUAGGUGACAUGUAGACGAAACCUCUAAGUGACUUUUCAAUUUGUGCUUCUAAAAAUCUGUAUUUAAGGCAUGAAAAAGAAGAAAAUGGGAAAGCUGUACCAAUUUUCCAUAAUAAAUGGAUCAGAGUUUUUGUUUUUGUUUGUUUUGUUUUGAAUCAAAUGUUUCAUUACAAAAAAUGAUGGAGGCCAGAGGCUAUUUUCAGACUUACUAGGACACUAUAGUGCAUUUUUACGAAUAAGAAAGCGAUAGAAAGUACUUGAAAAAGCUCUCACUGUUUCUUUCUGUCUAAGAAAAACUGUUCUCUUUCUACUUGGUGCAAUAAUUUGAAAAUUUAAGUUUAGAAGGUCCAAAAUACUUUUCACAGGAAAGAUCAUAGAACUAAAAAGUUUUUAAGGAAAACAGCUACACAGGGCAACCACCUUGCUCUUAAAAAAAUAAGUGCCAAAAGGCUUAAUCAUUGGCGUAUAGGAAAUAAAAUAUAAAGUAUACAUUAUAAUUUCUGAGCCAGUAUUAUUGAAACAGGAUAAAAGUUACUAAAAAUCUUAAAUAGAUUAUAUGCAAUGUCUGCUACUGCUACGAGUCUAAAUAUUUUUCUUAAACCUUUCAGAAAUGCCAAUUUUAAUUAUACAUGCCACACUAUAUGAUGAGAGAUAUUGCUUUAUGAAUGAUUCAAAAUAAUAAUUUUCAUUUAAAUCUUAAGUUGGCAUUUCUUCAAAUGUGAAUUUGUAAUUUGAAAGUGAAAUCACAUUACCAGCAAUAGACAGUUUGGUUAAAUAUUCUAUUAAGGAGCAAUCACCAGUUCCAUAAAUAACUUUAAAAUUCUAAAAGCAUUGGUACGCGAUUAAUCACACAUUUGAUUUCUUUUAAUACUUUUUUAAUCCUGUAAAGGUUUUUUAUAAGCAUUCUUUUUAUUAAUCAAACAUAAUAUGGCAAAAUGUGUAGUUGCUGUUUCUGAAAAGUGUUCCAAACUCUACAUCCAGAGAUAUGAAAAAAUUCUUAUAGAAUUUUGUAAUAAAUAUACAUGUUGGGUUAAAGAAAUUUUAUAGUCUUGUUGGAGUGCCAUGAAAUUAAUACUUGCAAUCCAGAUUGCUGUAGUUUACACUUUUUCUCUAUGUUUCAAAUCAGGUGUAUACCAUUUGUAUGAGAACACCACAGAAUGAAUUAUCCAAAGUCCAUUGAUUUUAAUAUGUGUUUUGGUUUGUAAACAAAUUAUAGUAAUUUCUUGCACAUUUUUGGAAAUUAAUUGUAUAAGAAUUUAUGUAUCUGCUUCUAGAUACAGUGUGUAAAUAAAAAAUUUCACAAAAUUUGCCUUGCAAUCUAUUUCAUGAUCUGAUGCAUUCAGCUUCUAAUUAGUACAGGGUUUACUGGGUAA